AUGACAAAAGCAUUACUAUCAUUAAAACCACCUGUGGAUUCUGAUCCUCGGUUAUUGAGCAAUAAAACAAAAGCUGUGAUUAUUUUCUGUUUAGGGUUAUGUGCAAGCACACCUGGUUUUGCAAGCACAAUUUAUUUCCCUGGUAUACCUUAUAUUACAGCUGAUUUAAAUGCACCCUCAAUUGCUACUACAUUAACAGCUGCUCUCUAUGCUUUAUUUAUGGGUAUUGCACCUAUCUUUUGGGCUUCUUUAUCUGAUUUUUAUCUUGUGAGACGCAUUCUUAUUUUACUGUCAAUCUUGAUUUUUGGUGCGGCCUCGCUUGGUUCGGCUUUUAUAAAUAAUAUAUGGGGUCUUGUCGUACUUCGGUGCAUUCAAGCAGUAGGUGCUUCUUGUGGGCAAUCUGUUGGAGGAGGUAAUGAUAUUUAUCCUGUUGAGCAACGAGGAGCAGCUUUUGGCAAGUUCUAUUUUGGCGUGUUUAUUGGCCCAUUAUUGGGUCCCAUUAUUGGUGGUUUCUUAAUCAUCAGCGACCUUACAUGGCGAGCUACUUUUUGGUUUUGCUUUGCUUUAGCUGUCAUGAUUUUCUUGAUUUUAUUCUUUCUUCUACCAGAGACAUAUCGUGAUGAUGAUCAAUUUGAUUUGAAUUUGUCUCUUGCAAAUGCCAAGCUUGCACCUAUCAAACGUCGUAUUAAUCCCAUUGGUCCUUUCCUUUUACUUCGACAUCCGUUUAUUUUCUUGUCUUCGUUUGUUUCUGCUAUUGCUUUUGGUUGCAUGUUUGCUGUAGAAACCAUUAUUCCUGAUUUGUACGAACAGCACUAUGGAUUUAAUUCAUGGAAAACAGGCCUAAGUUACCUUGGUGCUGGUGUAGGUAAUCUUUUGGGUUCUAUCUUGGGCGGCAUGUUAUCCGAUCGACUCUUAUUAAGAUCACGUCGUCUUCGUGGGGGUGCUUCUGUUGUAGAAGACCGUUUGACAGCUAAUUUAUGGCCUGCUUGUUUUAUUGUUAUUCCCUUUGGUCUAUUGUUGUUUGGCUGGACCAUUGAAAAGGGAAUGAGUUUUUGGGCACCUAUUGUUGGGUUCGGUAUCCAGACAUUUGGCAUGAACCAGAUCAUGACAGCCACCUCCGCUUAUAUUGUGGAUGCUAUGCCUGGUAAUGGUGCAUCUGCUUCUGCAGCCACCAAUUGUUUUCGUAUGGUAGUUGCGUGUAUCUUGACCAUUGUUGCAAAUCCUAUGGUCAAUACCUUAGGGCCAGGAUGGACUUGUGUCUUGUUGACAGGAUUGACCUAUGUGUCUUGUGUUUGUCUCGUGAUUCUUAAAUUCAAGGGUGCAGCCAUGCGAGAACAAAGUGGUUAUGGUGACCAGAAACAAUGA
Gilbertella persicaria is the source of this 1365-nucleotide messenger RNA. Its product is annotated as major facilitator superfamily domain-containing protein. The record is from RefSeq and is a predicted model, not a curated record. Bases 1 to 1365 code for a protein of 454 amino acids. The transcript has 4 exons. Gene Ontology annotation, biological process: transmembrane transport. Lineage: Eukaryota; Fungi; Mucoromycota; Mucoromycetes; Mucorales; Choanephoraceae. Gene Ontology annotation, molecular function: transmembrane transporter activity.